AUGUAUAUCAUCUCCUUUAAGUUAAAUUUUCUGGCCAGACACACCCAGGAGGUCCAGGGCAGCCUGAUCAACAUAAUUUUUGUGAAAACCCUUACAGGGAAGACCAUCACCCUGGAGGCUGAACCCUCAGAUAUGAUAGAAAAUGUAAAGGCCAAAAUCCAGAAUAAGGAAGGAAUUCCUCCUGAUCAGCAAAGACUGAUCUUUGCUGGCAAGCAACCAGAAGACGGACGUACUUUGUCUGACUACAACAUUCAAAAGGAGUCUACUCUUCAUCCUGUGUUGAGAUUUCAUGGUGGUGCUAAGAAAAGGAAGAAGAAGUCUUACAGCACUCCCAAGAAGAAUAAGCACAAGAGAAAGAAGGUUAAGCUGGCUGUCCUGAAAUAUUAUGAGGUAGUUGAGGAUGGCAAAAUUCAUCGCCUUCAUCAAGAGUGCCCUUUUGAUGAAUAUGGUGCUGGAGUGUUUAUAGCAAGGCACUUUGACAGAUAUUAUUGUGGCAAAUGUUGUCUGACUUACUGUUUCAAACCAGAAGACAGGUAA
Messenger RNA from Callithrix jacchus (white-tufted-ear marmoset), 537 nucleotides. NCBI's taxonomy places the organism in Eukaryota, Metazoa, Chordata, Mammalia, Primates, Cebidae. The record is from RefSeq and is a predicted model, not a curated record.